AUGGCAGACGACAACCUUUUCCCCAAUCUGUCUGAAGACGAUAUCAACAAUAUUCUUGAAAAUGCCGACGCUGUUAACACGAAGCGAGCUACCAAUACAGCUGUGAAGCUUUUUCGCCAAUACCUUACAGCCAGGAGCAUGCAGGAAAACUUCGAGCACAGCUUAUUCCUGUACCAAAGGUUGGUACCGCACACAGGAAACACAUCCAAAUACCCAGGGGUACCGCACACAGGAAACAGAUCCAAAUACCCAGGGGUACCGCACACAGGAAACACAUCCAAAUACCCAGGGGUACCGCACACAGGAAACAGAUCCAAAUACCCAGGGGUAACGCACCAGGAAACACAUCCAAAUACCCAGGGGUACCGCACACAGGAAACAGAUCCAAAUACCCAGGGGUACCGCACACAGGAAACAGAUCCAAAUACCCAGGGGUACCGCACACAGGAAACAGAUCCAAAUACCAAGGGGUACCACACACAGGAAACAGAUCCAAAUACCAAGGGGUACCACACACAGGAAACAGAUCCAAAUACCCAGGGGCACCGCACACAGGAAACAGAUCCAAAUACCCAGGGGUACCACACACAGGAAACAGAUCCAAAUACCCAGGUGUACCACACACAGGAAACAGAUCCAAAUACCCAGGGGUACCGCACACAGACAACGGAUCCAAAUACCCAGGGGUACCGCACACAGGAAACACAUCCAAAUACCCAGGGGUAUCGCACAUAG
Messenger RNA from Pecten maximus, 735 nucleotides. Its product is annotated as annexin A7-like. The record is from RefSeq and is a predicted model, not a curated record. The transcript has 2 exons. The coding region runs from base 1 to 735 and encodes 244 amino acids. Lineage: Eukaryota; Metazoa; Mollusca; Bivalvia; Pectinida; Pectinidae.